GUGUGUGUGCACAUGCCCCCACAACACUACACUAAAGCUGAGCUGGCAAGGAGGAAGUGAUGUGCUCACUUUAACGUAAAGUCUGGCAGAUAUAUAGCAGCUCUCUCAUCCCUGACUUCAGCACAAGUGUUUAAUCCACACUUUCCAUUGCGACUCAGCAGCACAAGAAGACACACCAGACACUCGCUGGGAUUUACAUAGAAAGUAAGCAGAAUGAAGCUGACUUUGGUGAUUCUCUGCCUCCUCGGAGCUGCCAGUGCAAAUCCAAUUUUGCACAGCGUUGCCAUGGAGACAACAGAUGCUGCGUCAAACUCUACCUCCUCAAUGUCGGAAUCUACUGAAGAAAUCAAUGCUGUAGACCAAGAUAGCUCACAGGAAAAUACUUCUGAGGACACGACCUCAGAAUCUACAGAGUCCAGCUCUUCUGAGCAGACUUCGGAAAAAAGCCAAAGCCACUCUCUGGAAGAACGGUUUGCCACUGGAGAGACUGGAACGACGGUCGAUGACAGCCAAGGAAGCAACGAGAACUUGCGCAAGAAUUGGAUCCGUGUCUUUAGCCCCCAGGAGAUCAGUUCUGAAGACAACAGCACAUCAGUCAGCAUGGCGUUAGUUAGCAGCGAGAACAGCAAAUCUGCAGAAAUCCAGGAGAACAGUUCCAAGAGCAGCAGCAGCAGUAGCGAGAGCAGCGAGUCUACAGAGAGCAGUGAAAGCAGUGAGAGCAGCAACCUAGAGAAGAACUCCAACAGCAGCAGCGAAAGCAGCGAGUCGAUCGAGAGCCAAGAGAACAACUCCAACAGCAGCAGCAGCAGCAGCAGUAGCAGCAGCAGCGAGAGCAACAGUGCCGAGUCGAAUGAAAAUCAGCCGAAAGCUUCUGACAGCAGCAGCGAGAGCAACAGUGUCGAGAACAGCGCCAUGAAAAGCAGCAACAGCUCCAGCAGCGAGAGUCAUGAGUCUACCGAGUCUGCCGAGUCGACCAAUAGCAAGCAGAGCAACUCAAAUGAGUGUCAGCCAGGAGCCGCCUGUGACAGUGCCAGCGACAGCACCAGCGACGAAUACGACCUUCAGAGCGUCGGAGACGACGGUGCCAGCGACCCAUUUAACAGCUUCCACGUGCCUGACAGCACCGAGCACGAGGUCGCGUUUAGGAGAUGACCGAACACACCCUGACAUUCUGAUUAUUACUCUAGCUAGUGGUAGUGACUCUGUUCUGAAAUGUGCAGUGGUGGAAAUCCCAGGAGAGAAUUAUCAUCACGAUAAUUACAGCAUUAAAAGAUGCAGGCCUCUUUAUUAACACCGAAGAUUCAUGUUUCUAUCUAAAAUAGCUUUAAUCUGCAAUAUAAGCUAGGUGUGUUAGAGAAUACUUUCUGUGUGCUUUAGAAAUAAGGACAGCUUUUAUUAUUGAAGCUUUUAAUAUAGAAUACCUCAGAGAAUCGGCUUCAGAUUAAAACGACACUAAAAAAACAUUUAGCCCAUUUAUUCUCAUCACUUCAGUUGACUUAUUUCUCAAAUACACUCCAAACUAUACCAAGAAAGUUCUCAUUGCAUCACCAGCUCUCAGUUUCUCUUUGUCUUUUUGCUUAAAAAUAUUUGAAUGUAACUGUGCAAGUACUCUUCUUAUUUGCUGAACGUAUCUAUUAAUUUUAUACAAUAAAAUAAAAUAUUUAUUGUACUUGAAUUUUAUU
Molecule: messenger RNA, 1682 nt
Organism: Tachysurus fulvidraco (yellow catfish)
Lineage: Eukaryota; Metazoa; Chordata; Actinopteri; Siluriformes; Bagridae
Gene: scpp1
Product: secretory calcium-binding phosphoprotein 1
Exons: 9
Coding region: 214-1152 (312 amino acids)
Source: RefSeq, a predicted model, not a curated record